AUGUCGACACGUAAUGAAGGUCUCAUCCCAAUAAUAUCGAUGUCAAAUUCGAUGAUACAGAAAAUUAUCGAGUCUAACAUAUCCUGCGAUGCGACACAAGGAGAAGGCAUUAUUGCUUAUCUUAUUGGUGAUAUUUCUUAUGAUUCACCACUUGGUAAUCCUCUUAUCAGAAUCACUCAAGUAGUUGAAGGUAUAGAAGCAGAAGAUGAAGUUUUUCCAAGCAAAUGCGGGGAAAAUCAAAUAUCAAUUCGUUAUGAAAGCUUUCCAGAAGAAAUGCCUGAACCAGAUCCAACAUUAUUAAACGAACAUAUUAUGGAUACAGUUCAUACUGUAUUUUCUCAAGAAAAAACCAUAUAUAAGAUAGUUUGCUACCAUUAUUUUCAAAAUAAUGAUUCUGUUUUUAGAUUUUAUUUUCCAUUCCCCACAUUUAAGACUACAUUCGAAGAAAUAGGAGAAUCUCAAAAGCCUACGUCAUUUCUUGCAGGAAGUUAUCCAAAAUUACAAUAUAAAGCAACAUCUAAGCUAAUCGAUGCACAAAUAUCUGGCGCAGAAGGUCCAGAUGACGUAUCAAUUCAGCCGAUCAUAGCAGACCUCGCAGCUCGCUUCCCAACAACUCCAAUUCACUUAACAAUCGGAAAUAUAAUAUAUAAUCUUCACGUACAACAGCAAUCGACCACAAAAAUGUUUUAUGCUACAGCUCUAGUAUCUGAUCCAAGCGAAUCCAUUUCUCUUUGCUUUGGAAGAAUCUCAACAAAAACAGAUAUGCGAUCUGAUAUUCAAGCUCUUGGCAAUCAAGUCAUGGAAACCAAAGAAGACAUAAAAUCCAUAGUAGAACAGAUGUCAUCAAUGAAAAACGAAAUUUCUGAACUAAAAUCUUUAAUUACAGACUUAGCAACUGUUGUUAAGAACAUUACAGUAGUACAUCCAUCAGCGCUUAACUCUCCCCAACAUACAGAAACUGCACAACCUUUAGUUCAAAGUAAAUCUGCUCUUUCUUUCAGAAAGAAGAAAUCAAAAGAUGUAGCAGUUCGACCAACAAAGCCUGAAGAAAAGCCAUCUCCUAAAAGACCAACAACAAUAUCUACGCCAAAAGAUACAGACAUUUCUCCACCAAAAUCUUUUGUUACAAAAAUUGACAAUUUCGAAGAACCAAAAGUGACAGCAAAAGUGACAAAUACAAAAGAAUCUAAUUUUGAACCAAAAUUCGAAGAUGUUUCCGAAAAACCUAAACCAAAUAUAGACCAACCCAGCCAGGAUAAUUCUAGCUUAUACCAAUAUCUUGAUAUUUCUCCAAAUUCUUCAAUUAAAUCCGGUAGACAAAAAACUGAAAAAUCUGAUAGAAAGAAGGACAAAUUAGAUUUCCAGCCUCAGUAUACUUCCCCUCAGACAUCAAGAUAUGAAUCAAUUACCCCUCAGAAAACAGGAAUUCCAGAAUCUCCUCAACUUUCUGCAGAAGCGUUCUCCAUUGGAUCAUAUAAGAAAAGCUCUCUUAAAAGAGACUUUCCACAGAUGAUUCAAGAACCUUCUGCUAAGAAAGUUUCACCAAAAAUUAGUGUUUCUAUGGGUGAACAAACACAAGGAACACAACAGUUGUUUAGUAUAUUAGGUAUCAAAGAUGAUUAA
Molecule: messenger RNA, 1623 nt
Organism: Trichomonas vaginalis G3
Lineage: Eukaryota; Parabasalia; Trichomonadida; Trichomonadidae
Exons: 1
Coding region: 1-1623 (540 amino acids)
Source: RefSeq, a predicted model, not a curated record